GGCCCCCGCAGAGCCGCCGGCCCGGCCAUGUGCCGACAGGGGUGGCUGCUGCCGGCUGCCUGCUCCGCUGCCGCCCGCCUCCUCCUCAGCCUCCUUCCUGCCGCUUAUUUUUAAUAUAUUAUUUUUUAAUCGUUAUUUCAUUUUUAAGAUUAUUUUUUAAUGGUUUUUUUUUUUUUAGAAACGUUUAUUUUGGUAUUGAUGCUCUCCGAGCCGGAGACUUCGGGAGACGCGGUCCUCACCUGAGCGAGCCGGCCCCAUUCAUUCCCCCGUGUGAAGGCUGUUAAUGGAGAAGAGGGCGGAUGACAGCCGGGACCGUGGUCAUCACAGGUGGAAUUUUAGCGACUGUCAUUUUACUCUGUAUCAUCGCCGUCCUCUGCUACUGUAGGCUCCAGUACUACUGCUGCAAGAAGGAUGAAUCCGAGGAGGACGAGGAGGAGCCCGACUUCGCCGUGCACUCGCACAUCCCUCCGCUGCACUGCAACCGCAACGUAGUGCUGACCAACGGCCCCUCGCUCUACUCCUCAUCCCCCUUCGCCAAAAAACAAGCCCAGAGCCGGCCCAGCUGCCCCAGCUGCACUCCCUACGAGCCCCCAACCUCCUUCCUCCAAGAACCCCCCACCUCCUUCCUCCAGGAGACCCCCACAUCCUUCCUCCAAGAGCCCCCAACCUCCUUCCUCCAAGAAACCCCAACCUCCUUCCUCCAAGAGCCCACCACAUCUUUCCUCCAGGAGCCCACUGCAUCUUUCCUCCAGGAGCCCCCCAGCUCCUUCCUGCAGGAGCCCCCCACCUUCUUCCUGCAGGAGCCCCCCGAGGAUCUGCACAACGGGGGGGACAGGGUGAGCUACAAGACGGUGAGCCAGGAGGAUCUGGCGCUGCCCGUGUCCAACCUGCAGGCGCUCAACCCCAACCGGCUCUCGGCCAUGCGGGAGGCGUUCUCCCGCAGCCGCAGCAUCAGCACCGAUGUGUGAGGUGCCACCCGCCCACCCAGCCCCGAGGGCUUUGGACAGCAGCGGGGAGGACUGGUUGGAGUCCGUGGAAGAGUUUUGAAUAGGGGAAAAACAAAAGAAAACAAAAAAAUAUGAAGUGAAAAAGCAAGUGAAUGUAUUUCGGGCUGGCGGUAUAAAGGGGGAGCAGAGCAAACUCAAGUGAGGAGUGUGGGAGUGCAGCUGGAAUGAGAGGUUUCCCAGCUCUGCAGAGUUUGCUUUUUUCUUUUAUAAAGAGGAUUUUGAUAUUGAGCAUCCUUUUCUAUGGAGGAGUUGCCCCUCCUCACCGUUUGGCCAGGGGUGAUGAGCGGAUGAUGGGGCUCAUGGGUGGCUGAAAACGGCUGAAAACGUGCUGCAGGUCAGCAGCAGCUGCUGGCAGGACCUGGGAGCCCCAGGAUACACUCAGCCACCCCAAAAUGUCACUGCCCACCCUUCUGCCAGCCUGUGCUGUGCUGCUCCCUGCUGCAUCCAUGGGGAUGGCUGUGGCUGUGAGCCCUGCGCCAUCCCCAGCCCAUCCCACUGCCCCAGCCAGGCAUUAGUCCCAGGUGCCAGGCAUUAAUCCCGGGUGCCAGGCACAAUCCCAGGUGCCAGGCACAGUCCCCUCAGGGUUAGGAUGGCGGCUGGGCCUGUCCCUGGAGCCCCCCAGGGUGGCCUCAAGGACGCCCUGAAGGAGCUGGGCUGGGGAUGUAAAACCUCUGCAUUACUCAGUGAUGGAAAUGACACACAGCACACCUUGGGAUGGAGGAAUAUCCCUGUGGAUAAUCUACAUCCCUGCUCCAAGUGAUGCCACACACAACUUCUGGCUGAGGGCUCCAUGGCACAGGGUCAUUGUGCAUGUGCCCAC
Molecule: messenger RNA, 1827 nt
Organism: Melozone crissalis (California towhee)
Lineage: Eukaryota; Metazoa; Chordata; Aves; Passeriformes; Passerellidae
Gene: FAM163B
Product: family with sequence similarity 163 member B
Exons: 3
Coding region: 300-968 (222 amino acids)
Source: RefSeq, a predicted model, not a curated record